AUGGGCGGGAUAGUGGCAGUGAUUAUUUUGACCAACACAAAACCAUGGACGAGUAAAACGUAUGGGUUGAUUCUCUUGGUUCCGUUGAUGACAAUAUUCAGUAUUUCCGUACUGUGUGUCAAACUGCCCAGAUUGAAGAAAAAGUUGGAGGCUGAAUCGGCUGCAUUGAUUACUACAUUCAAUGCCGAAGACAGCGAUCGUAGUAUAGUUUGGAAAAGAGUACAGAUUGCUGGUGAUAGACAUGAUAAAGACUAUCUAGUAAUCGAAAUCUUGCGCCGCAAUGAGAUACCUGAAAUAAUGGCCUCUUUCCCACCUUCUUACGAUGCUACUACCGGAUAA
Paraglomus brasilianum is the source of this 339-nucleotide messenger RNA. The record is from the annotation of a GenBank genome assembly. NCBI's taxonomy places the organism in Eukaryota, Fungi, Glomeromycota, Glomeromycetes, Paraglomerales, Paraglomeraceae.